Messenger RNA from Malaya genurostris, 1353 nucleotides. It is a transcript of the gene Cyt-c1, whose product is annotated as cytochrome c1, heme protein, mitochondrial. Gene Ontology annotation, biological process: mitochondrial electron transport, ubiquinol to cytochrome c. The transcript has 5 exons. The record is from RefSeq and is a predicted model, not a curated record. Gene Ontology annotation, molecular function: electron transfer activity; heme binding. NCBI's taxonomy places the organism in Eukaryota, Metazoa, Arthropoda, Insecta, Diptera, Culicidae. The coding region runs from base 87 to 1007 and encodes 306 amino acids.
CAGCUGUGCAAAAGAAAAAAGGAAAACGACAUCAAGUCGACUACCAUCAGCGAACGAUCCAUCACUUUUUCCCAUCGCAGUCCAUCAUGGCGGCUUUCGUAGGAAGAAUUUGUGGGUCCGGCUUGUUGUGCACGAAAAAUGGAAUUACCUUGCAGAAGGUUCAACAAUUCUCAACUAGCCGCGCUUGGACCAAAAAUCAGAAGCUAGCAACCGCUGCCGGGAUCGUUGUCGGUGGUGCCGGCGCAUUACUGUAUGCUCUAGAGCAAUCGGUAGCCGCUUCGGGAACCGAAGUUCACCCGCCAGCACAGCCAUGGGAUCAUAAAGGAUUGUUUAACUCGCUAGACUAUGCUUCGGUAAGACGUGGCUACGAAGUGUACAAGCAGGUGUGUGCUGCAUGUCACUCGAUGAAAUAUAUCGCCUAUCGUAAUUUAGUUGGUGUAUCCCAUACCGAAGCGGAGGCUAAAGCUGAAGCUGCUGAGAUUCAGGUUCGAGACGGUCCUGAUGAGGCCGGCAAUUACUUCAUGCGGCCUGGUAAAUUAUCUGAUUAUUUCCCAAGCCCGUAUCCCAACGAAGAAGCUGCUCGUGCUGCUAACAAUGGAGCUUAUCCACCGGAUCUAAGUUAUAUCGCCUUGGCUCGUCACGGUGGAGAAGACUACCUGUUUGCUCUCCUGACGGGAUACGUUGAUGCCCCAGCCGGUGUCGUACUACGUGAAGGACAAUAUUACAAUCCUUAUUUCCCAGGAGGUGCCAUUUCGAUGGCCCAAGCUUUGUAUAGCGAGGCUGCAGAAUACGGCGACGGAACGCCAGCUUCAGCUAGCCAGCUUGCCAAGGAUGUGUCCGUAUUUUUGGUAUGGGCUUCCGAUCCUUUCCACGACGAUCGCAAGCGUAUGGGUAUCAAAUCACUCGGCGUUAUGUUAGUCUUAGGUACACUCGCAUACUACAUCAAGCGACACAAGUGGGCCGCCAUCAAGAGCAGAAAGAUUUCUUUCUAUCCAAAGCAUAAAUAAAUGAAGUAACGGAAUACAAUGGUGAAAGACCUAUCGCCAUUAGAGGUGCUUUUCGACCGUAGUCAGAUGAAAUGAGGAAGGAAUGCAUUCGUGUUAACUACAAUUAAUAAACUACCGCAAAACAUCAAAUUUUAGAUCUUUCAGUAACAUUUACCAUCAAAGAACAAACACUGCUGCUAAUUUGAUAAUUGUCAAUAAAUGACGGGACAGAAUAAAGCAUUACCAAUACCAAUGCUGCUGUAAAUCUAUGUUAGAAGGUAAAAAUUGUGAAAGGUGUCGAUCAGCCUUGUGUUAUUACGAAUAGUUGGGAGAAACUAAAAUAAAGCAAAAUGUUAAUACGAAUUUA